UCCACUUCCCAGAGCCCUCCCGCUUCCCCUGCCUGCGCUUGGAGGCGCCCCUCUCCCCCACCCGCGCGCCACAGAAGGACUCUGGGAGUUGUAGUUCGCAGGUUGAUGUCGGAGUGCUCAGAUUGGCCUCCGCGGCUGGGGCCCUUUGUUCGCCGGAGGCUGAGGUCGGGCAAUUGGGGUUAAGUGACUUGCCCAGGGUCACACAGCUACUAUUUCUCCUCAAGACUGCCCCCUCCCCAAGAGCAAGCAUGGAGGAGGAGCAGAGAAGAUGUUCUAGGCACCUGCCGCCCAGGAUCCAGGAGUCGGUGACAUUCAAGGACGUGGCUGUGAACUUCACCCAGGAGGAAUGGCAGGAGCUGGACACUGCUCAGAGGGAUCUCUACUGGGAUGUCAUGCUGGAGAACUAUGAGAACCUUGUCUUCCUCGCAGGGCUGCCAAUUUCCAAACCGGAUGUGCUCUGUCAUUUGGAGAGGGGAGUGGCCCCCUGGAUGCUGGAGGGAGAUUUCCCAGGAGAUGUCUUCCCAGAUUCACUUAGUUUGGAGAUUAGGUGUGAAACCAAGGACUCAGCAGCAAAUCAGGGUGAUUGUACAGGGGUGUCCUCUAAGAAGAAAUUCACAAAGGAUGGUCCUUGGGAUUUCAAGAUAGAAGAAGCUUGGGAAUUUGAUGUCAGGUUAGAGAAACAGAAGGACCUGGGGGAGAAACCAUCCAGACAAGUGGCAGCUUCUGACAGAGAAUCUUCUAAGGUGAAUGCCCAGGAAUGUAAAAUAUUUGGGGAAAGUUUCAAUCUGGGCUCAUUCUUUGUACCACAAGAAGUACUUCCUACAGAAAUGAAUCAAGGUAAGCUCUUCACACAGUUUUCAGACCUGAGGAAUCAUAAUGUAACAUCCUUAGGGAAGAACUUUUCUAAGCACAAUAAAUGCAGAAAGCCCUUCACUUACCAUCCAGAUCUUAUUGAAUUCUAUACAGUACACCCUGGAGACCAAUCAUAUGUAUGUAAAGAAUGUGGGAAAACCUUCAGCCACAGGGGAAACCUUAACAAACAUCAGAGAGUUCAUACUGGAGAGAAACCUUUUGAGUGUAUUGAAUGUGGAGAUACCUUUAGCCAGAGGAGAAACCUGAAUGCACAUCAGAGAAUUCAUACUGGAGAGAAACCACAUGAAUGUAAUGAAUGUGGGAAAGCCUUCACCCAAAGAUCACAUCUUACUCAACAUCAGAGAAAGCAUAAUGGAAAGAAACCCUAUAAAUGCAGUGAAUGUGGGAAAGCCUUCAACCACAAGGGAAACCUUAAUAGACAUCAGAGCAUUCAUACUGGAGAGAAGCCCUUUGAAUGUAAUGACUGUGGGAAAGCCUUCACCCAGAGAAGAGACCUCAAUGCACAUCAAAGAAUCCACACUGGAGAAAAACCCUUUGAAUGCACUGAAUGUGGGAAAGCCUUCAACCUCCGGGGGAGCCUUAAUCAGCACCAGAGAAUCCACACAGGAGAGAAACCCUUUGAAUGUAGUGAAUGUGGGAAGGCCUUCAGACAGAGGGGAUAUCUUAUUUAUCAUAAGAGAAUUCAUACUGGAGAGAAACCAUUUAAAUGCAAUGAAUGUGGGAAAGCCUUCAGACAGAGGGGCAAUCUUAGUGAACACAAGAGAAUCCACACGGGAGAGAAACCCUUUGAAUGUAAUCUUUGUGGGAAAGCCUUCCGAAAUGCCUUAUGCCUUACUCAACAUCACAGAAGUCAUACUGGAGAGAAACCCUUUGCUUGCAAUGAAUGUGGGAAAGCCUUCAACCAUAGGAGAAACCUUAAUAGACAUCAGAGCAUUCAUACUGGAGAGAAAACUUUCGAAUGCAAUGAAUGUGGGAAAGCUUUCAGCCAGAGAGGAGACCUCAAUGCACAUCAGAGAAUUCAUACUGGAGUGAAACCCUUUGCAUGUAAUGACUGUGGAAAAACCUUCAACCACAGGGGAAACCUUAAUGUGCACCAGAGAAUUCAUACUGGAGAAAAGCCCUUCGAAUGUAAUGAAUGUGGGAAAGCUUUCAGCCAAAGAGGAAGCCGUAACCAACACCAGAUAAUUCACACCAGAGAGAAACUCUUUUGAGUGCAGUGAAUGUGGAAAAGCUUUCAUAUGUAUGAACACGUUAAUGAACAUCAGAGAAUUCGUCAUGGAGAAAACAUUCAAGUAAUGAGUUGGAAGAAAGCUUCGUUUGAAGCCUUAGGAAACAUCAGAUAAUUCAUAUGAAUAAACAGCUUUAUGAAUGUAAUGAUCUUUGGAAACACUAGAGGAUACUCUAUCCCUCAUCAAACAUCAGAGAUAUCAGAAUGUGAAGCAGCAGUGGGGACGUCAUAAUGUGGCUUCUACUUCCUAAAGAGCUGUUGCUCUCUGUUUUCUCUCUUGUGAUUUCAGUCUCGGGACCAUUUUUAUCUCAGUAGGUAUUUGGUAAGAUGCCUCUAUUUUCAUUUUUGUAAAUAAUUUAUGUAAUAUGGAGUCUAAUUGUUCUUUAAAUAUUUGAUAGAAUUCACUUGUAUGUGUAUCUGGUGUUGUUCCUGUUCCUCCUCACCCCCACCUUGGGAGUUCGUUUAUGGUUUAUUCAAAGUCUGCGUCUUAGAUCAAUCUUUUUUUAGGCUCUCGACAUCUUGUUCUGUUAAUCUGGGUAUUUUAUAUUUUUGUAAGUAUUAAUUUCAUAUAAGUUUUCAAGUUUUUGUCAUGUAAAUGGAUGUAAUAGUUUCUGAAAAUGCAUUUUAUUUGUUGUGAAUUCCUCCUGAUCAUUUAAAAAAUUUUGUGAUGUGGUUUUUCUCUUUUUCUUAUCAGUUUAGCUAAUGGUUUUCUGUUUCACUCAUCUUUUUUUAAAAUUUGCUGUAUUAUUUAUUAUCUCAAUAGUUAUUUUUGUUUGCAGUUUUGUUUAUUCUUCUGUUUUCAGAAUUUCUGUUUUUGUGUUCAUAUAAGGAUUUUUACUUUAUAGUUUUCUUAAAGUACAGGUCUAACUGAGUCACUUUCCUAAUCAGUGAGCCCCAGGGGCUUUCUGUUGCCUCUGGGAUCAGAUCUAAGCUCCUCUGGCCUGCCUUCCCAGCCUGUGUGUCCAUCCCCUUCUGGGCUGACCAGGCCAGCUUGGUUCCCUGCUCACCACUCUUCUCCUCCCUUUUUUGUGCCUUUCCCCCCUUCCCAGAAGGUGCUUCUACUUUGCCCUUGCCUCUGCCUUGUGGGAGACUUUACUUCCUUCAAAACUGCUCCAGACAUGUCUCUACUUGAAGCCUUUCCUGAUCCUCUCAGUACCUGAGGCUCUCUGGCUCUCUCAUGUACUCUGUUUAUUUUGUAUACACUUAUUUAUAUAAUUGGUGUCUCCCCCAAUAGAACGUAAGCUCCUUGAGGGCAGGGAUGGUUUCAUUCUUGUCUUUGAGUUCUCAGUGCUAGCAUAGUGCCCGGCACUUGGGAGGCAGUCUCUAAAGACUAUUGAUUGAUGAAAUGUUUUCCUAGUUUAAUUGCACGCUCAAUUCAUUUAAUCUCGUUUUCUUUCUUGCUUGCUGAUGUAGGUAUUUCUUUAUCUAUACGUAUAUUUAUAGCUGUUCCCCCCAAGGACCAUCUUGGCUUCAUCCCAUAAGGUUUAGUAUAUUAUGUUUUUUCAUCAUUUUCUUUGGUAUAAUUACUUUUCAUAUCAUUUGUUUUUGACCCACUGAUUUGUUAGCAUUAUAUUAUUGAAGUCAGAAUACUUUCUUUAGAUUUCCCUUAUUAAUUACAAUUUUAUUGAAUUGUAGUCUGUAACAGAUUUUUUUUAA
Molecule: messenger RNA, 3757 nt
Organism: Phascolarctos cinereus (koala)
Lineage: Eukaryota; Metazoa; Chordata; Mammalia; Diprotodontia; Phascolarctidae
Source: RefSeq, a predicted model, not a curated record